This is a messenger RNA of Desarmillaria tabescens, 738 nucleotides long. RefSeq lists its product as uncharacterized. The transcript has 3 exons. Lineage: Eukaryota; Fungi; Basidiomycota; Agaricomycetes; Agaricales; Physalacriaceae. The record is from RefSeq and is a predicted model, not a curated record. The coding region runs from base 1 to 738 and encodes 245 amino acids.
AUGGCCGUUUUGAAGACAGAAAAAUGCGACUCUCAACCUACAAUAUUGACUGGGCAUGAGGAUCCGCCCCCGAACUAUGAAGAAUUGUCUACUCCUACUAUAAACAGUCCUACUUCCGUUGAAGGACCUGACGUGGCGCUUUUCAAUACUAAAGCGUCAAACUAUGUCCACAUUCAACGAUACUUGAACGGUAUCCAAGAAGCUUUCUUCAUCGAUCCUACUCUCCGCGUUCCCCGGGCGUUACUGCCUUCCUUAAAGGCCGGAGAGACAGAUGAUACGCGCAGAAAUUUAAACCUUGAAGCGACCAUGGGUCCCAUUGAUGUUGACGUGACCAUCGUCUACAAGGAACCCCAGUCAUCAGAGACGCAAAGGAGGGUCAUCCUGGUGGUGAAAAACAACCUGGGGCCGAUCAAAAUGCGAUUACAUGCGGCGGACUCUCCCGAUCGGCAUCCUUUGUACCUUCGUGUGUGCUCACAAACAGGACCGAUGGACAUUUCUCUUCCGCGUUCAUUCGUCGGGGUAAUCACUAUAGCUACUGGCCUCGGGCCUGUCGAACUCUCCAAACAUCUUUCACAGUUUAUCACACCGUUAAGCGAUGCCGGAAAGGGUCGGAGGAGGUAUUUUAUUGGCGAUCUCUCGACUUCGCCAUUCAACGACGACCCGAAAGAAUGGUGCGGGGACGAGGUACUCAUCGAGUCCAAUCUGGGUCCAGUACAUCUGAAACGUGAUGACGAAUGA